AUGUCACCCAAGGACAUUCUUCGAGCCCGUGCAGUAAAGGCGUCAAAGACUGCUAUCAGUAUGUUUCUUCUACUCGCUGCUGUAGUCACCGCUAGUGCUUUUCUGGAAACUCAAUGCGAAUCAGCGGUUGUCCGCGAAACCUACAUCCAGGAGCCUGGGCCAGAUAUUCUGAACGUGGAGGAAACAGUCGAUGAUGGAGAGGUACGUCUUGUGGGAGGCACCUCAGAUUCUGAAGGCCGUGUAGAGGUCGGCUACAGCGGAGAAUGGGGAACUGUUUGUAAUGACCUUUGGGAUACAAACGAUGCCAGUGUGGUCUGUCGAUCUCUCGGUUUUGUUGGUGCUCUGGAAGCUGUCUCUAGUAUUCCAUUCGGUCCCGGUCCUGGAAUAAUCGUCCUUAGUAACGUUAAUUGCAUUGGAAAUGAACAGAGUCUCUCUGAGUGCCCACAUCAAUUAGGACUUGGAGUUAGUGACUGUGACCAUUUAGAAGUUGCUGGAGUUCGUUGUCUAGUGCUUGAAGAUGGUGAUGCUCGUCUUAUGGGAGGCACCUCAGAUUCUGAAGGACGUGUAGAGCUCUGGUACAACGGAGAAUGGGGAGCUGUUUGUGAUGAAUUAUGGAAUGCAAACGAUGGCAGGGUGGUAUGUCGAUCUCUCGGUUUUGUUGAUGCUCUGGAAGCUGUCUCUGAUGGUAGAUUCGGCCCCGUUACUGAACCCAUCCUCUUUAAUAUCGUCGAUUGCAUUGGAAAUGAACAGAGUCUCCUUGAAUGCCCACAUCAAGGUCUUGGAUUCAAUGACUGCGGCCGUUCAAAAGAUGCUGGAGUUCGUUGUGUAGAAGAUGGAGAGGUACGUCUUGUGGGAGGCACCUCAGGUACUGAAGGCCGUGUUGAGGUAAGCUACAACGGAGAAUGGGGAACUGUUUGUGAUGAUUUUUGGGGUACAACCGAUGCCAGCGUGGUAUGUCGAUCUCUCGGUUUUGGUCGUGCUCUGGAAGCUGUCAAAUAUGCUGGAUUCGGCCCCGGUACUGGAACCAUCGUCCUUGAUAACGUCAAAUGCGUUGGAAAUGAACCGAGUCUCGUUGAGUGCCCACAUAUAGGACUUGGAAAUAGUGACUGUGACCAUUCAGAAGAUGCUGGAGUUCGUUGUCUAGUGCUUGAAGAUGGUGAUGCUCGUCUUAUGGGAGGCACCUCAGAUUCUGAAGGACGUGUAGAGCUCUGGUACAACGGAGAAUGGGGAGCUGUUUGUGAUGAAUUAUGGAAUGCAAACGAUGGCAGGGUAGUAUGUCGAUCUCUCGGUUUUGUUGAUGCUCUGGAAGCUGUCUCUGAUGGUAGAUUCGGCCCCGUUACUGAACCCAUCCUCUUUAAUAUCGUCGAUUGCACUGGAAAUGAACAGAGUCUCCUUGAAUGCCCACAUCAAGGUCUUGGAUUCAAUGACUGCGGCCGUUCAAAAGAUUCUGGAGUUCGUUGUGUAGAAGAUGGAGAGGUACGUCUUGUGGGAGGCACCUCAGGUUCUGAAGGCCGUGUUGAGGUAAGCUACAACGGAGAAUGGGGAACUGUUUGUGAUGAUUUUUGGGGUAUAACCGAUGCCAGCGUGGUAUGUCGAUCUCUCGGUUUUGAUGGUGCUCUGGAAGCUGUCAAAUAUGCUGGAUUCGGCCCCGGUACUGGAACCAUCGUCCUUGAUAACGUCAAAUGCGUUGGAAAUGAACCGAGUCUCGUUGAGUGCCCACAUAUAGGACUUGGAAAUAGUGACUGUGACCAUUCAGAAGAUGCUGGAGUUCGUUGUCUAGUGCUUGAAGAUGGUGAUGCUCGUCUUAUGGGAGGCACCACAGAUUCUGAAGGACGUGUAGAGGUCUGGUACAACGGAGAAUGGGGAACUGUUUGUAAUGACCUUUGGGAUACAAACGAUGCCAGUGUGGUCUGUCGAUCUCUCGGUUUUGUUGGUGCUUGGGAAGCUGUCUCUAGUAUUCCAUUCGGUCCCGGUACUGGAAUCAUCGUCCUUGAUGACGUCAAUUGCAUUGGAAAUGAACAGAGUCUCUUUGAGUGCCCACAUCAAGGUCUUGGAGUCAAUAACUGUGACCAUUUAGAAGAUGCUGGAGUUCGUUGUAUGGUAUUGAGUGAUUAA
This is a messenger RNA of Strongylocentrotus purpuratus (purple sea urchin), 2115 nucleotides long. RefSeq names its product deleted in malignant brain tumors 1 protein-like. The transcript is spliced from 9 exons. Lineage: Eukaryota; Metazoa; Echinodermata; Echinoidea; Camarodonta; Strongylocentrotidae. The record is from RefSeq and is a predicted model, not a curated record. Gene Ontology annotation, cellular component: membrane. The coding region runs from base 1 to 2115 and encodes 704 amino acids.